GCUUUCCAAGGAGUGGCCGCUGCACCUGUCCGACCUGUUCGGGGGAUACAUGACUCCAGAGGAAUUUCUUCCCGUUCUCCCGUCUUUUGUUCAGCAGCGAGUUUUCCUCUUUUUUUUCUGAGUGUGGACCGUGUGAGAGCCAGAGAAGAGGAGAAGGGGAGACAGACAGAAGGCUGAUAAAGAGAUGUCGGAACCAGCCGCAAACCCCGCCGCCACCUCCUUUCCAACGCCAACUAUCUCGUUACCUUUGGGACUGGAGGUGUUGAGGACCUACUCUGGAGUCCUUGUCUGUUUGGAAAUAUUAUUCGGUGGUCUGGUAUGGAUCCUGGUGGCCUCUUCCAACGUGCCCGUGCCUCUGCUGCAGGGCUGGGUGAUGUUUGUGUCCGUCACCGCCUUCUUCCUCUCCUCUUUUUACCUCACUCUGCUCGUCACUGGUUUGGCUGACCGCAUCAACACGGACUGGAACUUCUUGGAUGUCUUCUACCACUUUCUAGCUUUGCUGUUCUACUUUGCUGCAUUUGUGUUGGAGGCGGCAACCACAGCAGCGAACGGGGGAGCUCACAUCAACUCACUACCAAACAGCACUGACUCGGUCCUGUGCAUAACCUUCCCUCGGGGCAACAUUUUCACAGUGCUGAGCUACAGGGAGUACAGCAUUAAUGUGGCAGCCACGAUAUUUGCCUUUGUGGUAACUCUUUGCUACGGAGGCAGUAUGGUGAUGGGGUUCAAGAGAUGGAGGAAGUGACCAGGAGAAUGAACAGAAAGUAACAUUACAUCUGCAUUAUGAUGUCAGCAUGUCUGCCAGACAAAAACAACCCGACCAUUCAGUAAUUCAUCGACGUCCACUUUUGUUCAGUGAAGCACAUAAUGUAUUAUCUUCCUAAUGUGAGCCUUUUGUCAGAUAGCAAACCCUACAUCAAGCAAAAA
Molecule: messenger RNA, 927 nt
Organism: Poecilia latipinna (sailfin molly)
Lineage: Eukaryota; Metazoa; Chordata; Actinopteri; Cyprinodontiformes; Poeciliidae
Gene: mal2
Product: mal, T cell differentiation protein 2
Exons: 4
Coding region: 185-745 (186 amino acids)
Biological process (GO): myelination
Cellular component (GO): membrane
Molecular function (GO): structural constituent of myelin sheath
Source: RefSeq, a predicted model, not a curated record